CCAUCAUCCACACAGACCCUUUCCUCUCUUCUUCAUCGCAACCAACCUCUCCGGCGAAACCCUAAUCUCUCCCCAAUAAAUCAAAAAACCUUCCUCACCAAAAAAACCAAUCUCCGGUUCUAUCUCAAACGGACAUGAGCCAAACCAUCGUUUCGCUCGGACUAUAAUGAUCAGACUCUUCCUGUCCCGUCUCGAUUGCAUGGAGCUUGAGCUAUGCCGGAGCUUCGCCGUGGAGUCCGCCGUGGCCGUGUUACCGACGCUGCAGCUCUGAAUCAGCAGAAUAAAGACAAGAAACAGAGCAAAAGAGUUGCUUGCAGAGUUACAGAGAGGCCGAGGACGAGGCUAGCUGCGAGGAAGUUGAAGGAGGAAGUUAAGGAGGAGGAGGAGGAGGAGAGGGAAGUUAUGGCGAUUGGGAAUGAUAGUGGUGGCUCUAACAAGGCGGCGGCUGCUCAGGAAGAAGAAGGAAACACUGCUCCUUUCCCUGAAAGGGUUCAAGUUGGAGGGUCACCGUUGUAUAAGGUUGAGAGGAAGCUGGGGAAAGGUGGGUUUGGACAAGUGUUUGUUGGACGGCGUAUUAGUGGUGGUAAUGAACGUAGUGCUGGAGCUAGCAUCUUGGAGGUUGCUUUGAAGUUUGAGCAUCGAACCAGCAAGGGAUGUAACUAUGGUCCUCCACAUGAGUGGCAAGUGUACAACACCUUGGGUGGGAGCCAUGGAGUCCCUAGAGUACAUUUUAAAGGGAGGCAAGGAGACUAUUAUGUUAUGGUUAUGGACAUGCUUGGUCCGAGUUUAUGGGAUAUAUGGAAUACUUCAGGGCAAGCAAUGUCCUCAGAAAUGGUAGCUUGCAUUGCAGUUGAAUCACUGUCCAUCCUUGAAAAGUUGCAUGCUAAAGGUUAUGUGCAUGGUGAUGUUAAGCCAGAAAAUUUCUUACUCGGCCAGCCUUCAACAUCUCAAGAGAAAAAGCUGUUUCUUGUUGAUUUGGGACUAGCAACAAAGUGGAGAGAAGGUGGUGGUAACGGACAACAUGUUGAAUAUGAUCAACGUCCUGAUAUGUUUAGGGGGACAGUUAGAUACGCAAGCGCACAUGCUCACUUAGGUAGAACAGCUAGCAGAAGGGAUGAUCUUGAAUCAUUGGCAUAUACACUGAUCUUCCUUCACCGAGGUAGAUUGCCGUGGCAAGGAUAUCAGGGAGAUAACAAAUCAUUCCUCGUUUGCAAAAAGAAAAUGGCAACAUCGCCGGAUAUGCUUUGUUGUUUCUGCCCCGCUCCUUUCAAGCAGUUUCUUGAGAUUGUGGUAAAUAUGAAAUUUGACGAGGAACCCAACUAUGGGAAGUUAGUAUCUCUGUUUCAAGAGCUCUUGGGGGAAAACCCGGCAAUAAGGCCCAUAAACACAGAGGGUGCUCAAAAGAUAAUUUUUCAAGUUGGACAGAAGCGAGGUAGGUUGAGCAUUGGAGAAGAAGAAGAAGAUGCCCCUAGGAAAAAGGUCCGUCUUGGAGUCCCUGCAACGCAAUGGAUAUCGAUUUACAAUGCCAGGCAACCAAUGAAGCAGAGGUAUCAUUAUAAUGUAGCUGAUACAAGACUGGCGCAGCAUAUUGAGAGAGGUAUUGCAGACAGUUUGUUAAUAAGCUGUGUUUCAUCAUGUUCAAAUCUAUGGGCAUUGAUAAUGGAUGCUGGAACUGGCUUCACAAACCAAGUCUACGAACUCUCUCCUGUCUUCUUGCAUAAGGAAUGGAUAAUGGAACAGUGGGAGAAGAAUUACUACAUAAGUUCUAUUGCUGGUGCAGCUAAUGGAAGCUCCUUAGUUGUCAUGUCAAAAGGAACGGCGUAUACACAGCAGUCGUACAAAGUAAGCGAUUCAUUCCCAUUCAAGUGGAUAAACAAGAAGUGGAAAGAAGGCUUCCAUGUAACCUCUAUGGCAACAGCUGGAACCCGUUGGGGUGUUGUUAUGUCCCGCAAUUCUGGCUACAGUGAACAGGUUGUUGAACUGGAUUUUCUGUAUCCAAGUGAAGGCAUCCACAGGCGUUGGGAUGGUGGAUUCAGAAUAACAUCAACAGCAGCAACAACGGAUCAAGCUGCUCUAAUUUUAAGCAUCCCACGGCGUAGACUGGUCGAUGAGACGCAGGAGACAUUGCGUACCUCUCAAUUCCCAAGCACUCAUGUCAAGGAAAAAUGGGGAAAGAAUCUCUACCUCGCAUCAUUAAGCUAUGGCCGAACUGUAUCAUAA
Eruca vesicaria subsp. sativa (arugula) is the source of this 2220-nucleotide messenger RNA. NCBI's taxonomy places the organism in Eukaryota, Viridiplantae, Streptophyta, Magnoliopsida, Brassicales, Brassicaceae. The record is from the annotation of a GenBank genome assembly.